Messenger RNA from Echinostoma caproni, 5856 nucleotides. Lineage: Eukaryota; Metazoa; Platyhelminthes; Trematoda; Plagiorchiida; Echinostomatidae. The record is from the annotation of a GenBank genome assembly.
AUGGACACACUGACUGGAAUAGUUGGGAUUUCUGUAAGGAUCGAAUUGUGGAAGAAAUGUAGUACUCAGCUCGUGUACAUUCUGAGUGUAAUCGGUGCAAAGCUUAUCGCCACGGCCACAAAAAUUACGGCGGUUGAUAUGCGUUGGGGUGUACCAAAUGACAGUCAACUAGAUCAUCUCGGUCCACAGAUAUGCUACGAUGAGGUGGAAUUGUGCAAAUCUAUCUCGGUCGGUCCCCCAUUCAUUACCUUAUUGGGUCAACGAUACAGUGAAUUUGAGAUACCGUUCACCAUAAGUACGGAUCAACGGAAACUGCUAAUCGAUGGAGCAAAACAAAUGUACGGAGAGUCAUCGAAAUAUUUGGACGCACUUCAGGAUUGGUACGUGCGUGAGAUGAACAACACAUUACCGGUGUAUCAGUUGAAACCCAUCGCAGAAGCUCAUCAAAUUAUGGACAAAGAAUUUAUCAAAAAAUCUCAGAAUAUGUGGUAUGAAGCACAGGAUUGUCUGCAACAAUUGUUCUCUGAAGUCAUUCCAGUUCUGGUCAGCAACGGAGCGAUGAAUCAAACUGAAGCCAAACAAUUCUCCUGUUCCGUUACGGAACAUGAAAUCAUCCUAGGUUUACUGAAUUCGAGCAGACAGAUUCAACAGCGAUGCGCCGCAUUCAUUCGUACCAUAUCCAACCUGGAUACUGUCAUCAAACACCCAAAGUGCUGGAAAUUUCUAGAUAUGACCAAUGACGCACAACCGCAAUUGGACGAGACACGUUUUGGAUUGAUCAAUGAUUUGCGUGACAUUACUCUGGGAGCUGUUCUGAAAGAAAGUGAUAUUCGAAAAUACGAGGUUCCAUGGGAGGCUAUUGAAUCCGACGGACUGGAACGAUCAAUUUAUUCCAUGAAAUUUUGCAAAGAUUUCGAGAACAAAGUUGCCUCCCUGAUUGACCGGACAGUAGCCUCAAUGUCUUCGUUUGAAAAUGACGAUGUGUAUGUGGAAACAUUGCAACAUUUGAAUGCAUGUCGUGCGUAUGUGGAAAAUUUCCAGGGACGCAAGGAUGUCAUCGAUGCGAUUAAACAGUAUGUUUUGAGCUCAUCCACCGACCCGUUUAUUAUCUUUGGGCGCUCGGGAAGUGGUAAGACUUCCGUUCUGGCAAAAGCGGCCAGUUUGGCUCGUAACUGGAUACCCGAACACGAGCAAGAAGGGGCCACGGAUGACCCAACCAAAUUGACUCAACACCGGAGCAGAGCUUUUCUACGAAAACUGAUCCAAUUAACUCCAGGAGCAAAAAGUGCUAGACAAAGUCCUUCCCCGGGGAGUGCUGUAACUCCCGAACCGUUCAAAGUGACCAAUNAACGAGAAUCUGCCAUUGUGAUGGUUCGCUUUUUGGGCACUAGUCCAGGAACCUCGUCAAUUCGACAAACGCUCAGAUAUUUGAGUCGACAAUUGUCCAUUUGUUUAUCACAAGAUUCCGUCCCUAACGAAUUCGAUCCCGAGGCAAUACGUAGUUUAGACGAUUUUCAGCAACUUAUCGUGACAUUUUACUCAUUGUUGGAACAAUGUGCUCUUCACAAACGGUGGGUUUUAAUCUUCUUGGACGCGAUCGAUCAACUGACACCGUCCGAUGGCGCGUACAGUCUGGGCUGGAUUCGGACUCCGUUGCCAAACAACGUGAGAAUGGUUAUUUCCACUUUGCCUGAUGUUGAUGGAAUUUUGGACGCCUUUUGUGAACUUUUUCCUAUCCCCGCUUGCAACAGAGAACAGACGCAAGAUGAUGAAAUGGUGGCCCCGGUUUCGGAAGCCGAGCAAAGCACGCGGCAAACCAGAUCGAAUUUUCUCGAAGUACAGUCACUGGAUAGUGACACGUGCGAGGUUAUCUUGAGAGCCCGAUUGGCAAAUCGUAAUCGAACACUACAACCGUUCCAGUGGCGUUUGGUUCGACGAGCAUUUGAAAAGUGCCGAUUGACAUUUUUCGUGGUCCUGGUUGAUCGUGUGGUCAGAAACUGGCGUUCUUGGCAUGUACCGGAAUUCGCGAAAUCUGAAACGGAGAAUCAGCCAAAUCUGAAUCCCAUCUGCACCGAUCGGGAGGCUCGUGAGGCUGCUAAGGAAUGGCCCAAUUUGGAUUUGGCCUUGACACUACGUGACGCCAUUAUCCGUUUCUUCGACUCACUGGAACGUUCUCAUGGAAAAAUUCUCACUUCGCACGCGCUUGCAUAUAUAACCGCGUCACGAGGAGGAUUGAGUGAGGCUGAAUUGGUCGAGAUCUUAUCUUUGGACGACGAAGUAUUGCGUGAUGUUUUUCAACAUCAUUUACCGCCGCAAAUUCGUGCACCACCUUUUGUAUGGGCUCGCUUGAGGGGUGCAAUCGGACAUAACCUAGUCGGGCGUGAGGUUGAUGGCAUUUGUGUGAUAUUCUGGUACCAUCGGCAGUUUAUUGAAGCCGCCCAGAAAUAUUUCUUUUCCGAUUUGGCUUUCAAACGCAAAAUACACUCUAUCAUGGCCGAUUAUUUUCUUGGAAAAUGGGCCGGGCGUAAGAAGGUCUUUCAUUAUCCCGAAUACCUGAUCAAAAAGUUGAACUUACCGGAGUACAGUGAAGAGGAUCGAGGAAUGCCCCAACAACCGUACAUUUUUGAGGAACAUAAAGCAAAUGCACGAACACAGCAUUUGAACUUGCGUAAACUAAAUGAACUACCAUGGCAUCUGGUCCAUUCAGGACGCGUGGAAGAAUUCUAUCAGGAGGUGGCUUUCAACUAUGAGUACCUGUACAACAAGCUGCGCGGAACAUCCAGAUCCCAACUUUUAAUGGAUCUGAAACUACCUGAAGCUGACUAUCAAGGAUUCCUCAAGGAGCAGGCUCGACGUUCUUCGCCGUCCAAACAGGGGGAUAUAGAUUCCCCGGUGAAGGAUACACAGAUCCGCAAAGGUGGUUUGGCCAUGUCGUUCUAUCCGUCUGGAGUCGCAUCACUGGAGGAGUUGAACAAAUAUCGUCCUGAACGUCCAGUUGCACAGUUAUCACUACUGUUCAACAGUUUGCGUAUUUCCGCUUUGAGUUUGGAUGCGAAUCCGCAAUGUUUGCCUAUUGAUCUGCUAGGUCGUUUGUCUCCCAUACCGGUGAUAAAUGCACCAAACGCAUUGAACGCGUACCGUCGAGGGUCGCGUUACAGUUCCAAUUUGAGCACAUUGAGUUCUUCAAGGAGAACGCGAGGUCGAGGCAGUCUGAAUCUGUUUACGGGACAUUUAAAAAAUAUACUGAAUGGUGAACAAUACUUGACGGGGUUAUUACAAAGAUGUCGUAUUCAAAGUCUGGAACAUUGUGUACUAUUUCCCCGAUCACUGGGUUUCGAUUCCGGCAGUGGUUCGCUUCAUACUGCGUUCGAUUUAGGUAUGGGAAUCGGGUGUUUAAUGUCAAACAAUCUCAUUUUUGUGAUUCCCAUUGCUGACGAGACUGUGAGUUGGUACGAUCUGGAUGGAACACUUGUCAAAAAGUUGCCCUUCCCCGAGGCCUCGGUUUUUACUCUAAAAGGUCUGCUUCGUCAAGCGGUUCCAGCUGAACCGGAGGUUCUGGCAAUUGUACCGGAUCGACAAAGUUCUCCCGAACCGCAUGGAUUGCGCUCACGUCGAGGCACUAUUUCGGACAGUGAUGAUAGUGACACGGAGCCAAAUCGGAUUAUGAAAGUUGCUGAACUGGACUGUUUUACUGGUCGUGUGACGAAUGUAUGCAUACUGAGCCCCGAAUGGUCCAAAAUAUUCACAGUCCAGAAUACCGUAAUGAUUAUGGAACCAUGGCUGGCAGCAAAGGUGAACGAUGUGUUUGUGCUAGGGAACUGGCAUAAACAAAAAAUUGUAGUCAACCACGGUGAUUUACGUCAGGAUUUAUUCUGGUAUUGUGCAUUUGUGAAACACAUUUGUUUCUCACUGGAUUUGGCUGCCUAUGUGAUCGAUACGAAGACGCAUCGAAUGGCUGUCUUGCCCAAAACACAUGAGGAGUGUUUGAUCAACCUCUCCGUUCUCUAUUUGGGCACGGUCGUGAGUCUACAACGAAACGCGGAUGAAUACAGUCUUCGGACCUAUCAGACUGUGACCGAGGCGUCCGAAAUCCCAGAGGUUGUCAUAGAUGCUGUGGUUGAUCGGAUCAAUUUGCAACCAUGGCAUCUGAAGGAAACUAAAACCUAUCCACUCCCAGUGCCGAGCAAAUUGAAAAUUACCGAAGUCUCAUCGUUCACCAGUCACAAUACGGAGUUAAUUGCAUUCUUGUAUUCGGCUAGACGUCGAGAGGCGCAAGGGUUCGGUGUCAUAUGGGAUCAUAAUGAGGAGGAAUUUGUAGAGCUUCAGCUACCCAACUACACGGAGAAUGAGGCGUUCAGUGUCGAAGGAGAUGCCAUUCAAAGAGAUAUACUCAAUUACACCGGAAACUUCGGAAACGGAUCUAUCGCUGUGUUCAGCCAUGAUAACGAUGUGCUAUUCACGUCCGGCCAGAAAUGUUUUAUGCUGGUUUGGAGCACCACAACCGGCCACCUGUUACGUGUCGUGAGUCAAGGCUCGGCCGAAGGAUUUAUCUGCGGCCUGUCACCACCACCACCGGUGGCGGUUGCCACAGAGCCGGGUUGGAAUCAGGGUGAAGCUGAACGGGGUUCGGUGAUUGUGAUUUGUCACUUCCCGGACGAGUCGGCUCCACAGUAUGGAGACUCUCCUGAUCAGGCAAUGUUCAUCAUGUGUAAAAUUUACAAUGUGGACUGUUUGAGUAAACCGGAGAAAAAAUUAGCCGAGCUUGGCAGUACGUUGUACGACACACCUACGGUCGCCGAAGUGGAAGACACCAGUGGAAAAAUUCUUACCAGUACAGAAUCAUCCGGUGAGCCGUUAACGUUUGAACCAACUAUUCAUUCACUGGAAUAUGUGACCAAUGAUUCGCUACCAACACUGAUGUUUGUCAGUAAUAAAAAAGAAACACGUUCAAUGUCCGACAGCUUAGGUCUGUACGACAUUGAUGAAGAUUGCACUCGUCCGGUGCAUAGUUGGUCUGGCGCGGAGGUUAACGCCAAAUCUCUGGAUGCUUUCAUUCAUACGGAACAGUUGAUGAAUUGGCCCUCACAAGGUGGAACGCAGUUGGCCUUUCUGCACCGCACAAUGAAUCGUGUUCAAAUAUUGACUGUGUUUCAAAGUGAACUCGACGAAUCACAGAAUCCGAUUGUUUGCGCGUUUCUUGAUCCCCUGGAAAUUGCGGAAUAUCAGCCCAACAUGUAUCUGCACACCGCGAGUGGAUCACUAAGGGACUUUGGUUUGAUAAACACUCGACUCGGGAUACUUCUGCUUGUGCGCACAAUGGGGUCUAAAGUCAGUUUGAAACUUCUUGUGAGCAACAAAAAUUCCGGUCUUAAAUCCCUAUGGGGUGAAGAACCCCAAGUAAUUUCGUGUGAAAGUGCCUUACGGUUGGCGGAGACAGCGGGUAAAUUGAUUUUGACCAACCGAGGAAUAGAAGAUCUGAUUCUGACACAAAUCGCAUUCCGACCGAAUCACGAGACGCAGUUGAUUCUAGGCUGGUCUGAAACACAUCAGUCCUUACAUGCUGUGACUCGAAACGACGGUCGAGUAGUGGUAUGGGUUGGGGUGCUGGUGAUUGUGGACCUGGGACAAAUCGGUAUCGAUGAAUUGGUCGAGGAAACGGAUUUUCAAAUCGGGACUAGUCCAUCGAUUUCGGAGGAUGAGGAAAAGAUCAAUUUGUUGAAAUAUUUCGACGAGACCGGACUCGCCGAAGUGCUCGAGACCGCGAUGCUAGAGGUGGUGAACAAACGGCCGGCAGACCCAAUCACGUUGCUAGCACACACCAUACAGCAAAUUCAUGCAGACUAUCAUUCGGGCUAA